Myripristis murdjan (pinecone soldierfish) is the source of this 4671-nucleotide messenger RNA. Its product is annotated as proton myo-inositol cotransporter-like. Gene Ontology annotation, molecular function: myo-inositol:proton symporter activity. The record is from RefSeq and is a predicted model, not a curated record. NCBI's taxonomy places the organism in Eukaryota, Metazoa, Chordata, Actinopteri, Holocentriformes, Holocentridae. Gene Ontology annotation, cellular component: apical plasma membrane. Gene Ontology annotation, biological process: myo-inositol transport; transmembrane transport. The coding region runs from base 131 to 1996 and encodes 621 amino acids. The transcript is spliced from 10 exons.
CUCGGACGAUGACGAACACCGACUUCCACGUCGAUGAUGAGACAGGGCAGGACAGGACAGGUCAGGUCUCGGAUUGUUGACUCAGACAGACGAAGUUGAACACCAGUGAACAUAACGACUGCUUUCACCUAUGCCCAGCAGCCGCGAUGAAUACAGCCUGCAGCGAAUGAGCCACCUUAUGGGCGGCAAGAGGCAGAGUGACGAUGGAGAGCGGAGCCUCAUCGGAGCUCCCGCCGGGGACCGCGCCUCCGUCACCGGCGGAGGCAUCGUGGACCAAGAGCCCACCACGCCGGGAUUCGUUUAUGUCUUGGCGUUUUUCUCCGCCCUGGGAGGAUUCAUAUUCGGAUAUGACACCGGGGUAGUCUCCGGGGCUAUGUUGCUCCUGAAAAAGGAGAUGAACCUUAGCGCCUUGUGGCAGGAGGUGCUCAUUUCGAGCACCGUGGGAGCGGCGGCGCUCUCCUCCCUCAGUGGAGGCACCCUGAACGGGCUGCUGGGACGCAGGGUGUGCAUCCUGGUGGCCAGUUUCAUCUUCACCGUCGGAGGCAUCCUCCUGAGUGUUGCUCCGGACAAGUUGGCCCUCCUCCUCGGCAGGAUUAUAAUAGGCUUGGGUAUUGGUAUUGCCUCUAUGACAGUUCCUGUGUACAUAGCAGAGGUGUCACCCUCCCAUAUGAGAGGUCAGCUUGUCACUAUUAACAACCUUUUCAUCACCGGCGGCCAGUUUGUUGCCAGUGUGGUGGAUGGGGCUUUCAGCUAUGUGCAGCACAACGGCUGGAGGUACAUGCUUGGUCUGUCUGUCAUCCCCUCCGUGCUGCAGUUUGUCGGCUUUCUCUUCCUGCCUGAGAGUCCCCGCUGGCUCCUCCAAAAGGGAAAGAGCCAAGAGGCGCGCAGAGUCCUGACCCAGAUCAGAGGAGGCCUGAACGUCGAUGACGAGUACGACACCAUCCGAACCAGCAUUGAAGAGGAGGAGAAGGAGGCUGGAAAAGGUGGAGUUAUUAUUUGCCAAAUCCUCAGCCACCCUCCAACACGCAGGGCACUCAUCGUCGGCUGUGGCCUCCAGAUGUUUCAGCAGCUGUCUGGUGUCAAUACUGUCAUGUACUACAGUGCGACCAUUCUGCAGAUGGCAGGUGUGCGAGACGACAAGCAGGCCAUCUGGUUAGCCUCAACAAGCGCCGGUGUCAACUUCCUGUUCACCUUGGUGGGGGUGUGGCUGGUGGACAGGGUGGGCCGCAGGAAGCUGACCCUGGGCAGCAUGCUAGGCACUGUCCUGAGUCUGGUCCUGUUGGCUGUGGGGUUUUUACUGUCAGCCCAGUUCUCUCCCCCCAUCACCCUGCACCCAGCUGACCCUCUCAACUCCUCGUGCACACAGUACGGGUUCUGUGAUCGCUGCAUGUUGGAUCCCGCCUGUGGAUUUUGUUUUUUUGAAAACAGCACCGCAGUGUACGACACCUCCUGUGUUCCAGUUGAUCCGUCAUCCACAGAGCAUGCAGCCUGGGGCAGCUGUACCAACCUGACCAAGGUCAGUUACGGUCCACUGUGGGCGUACAACUACUGUCCCACGUCCUAUUCAUGGAUCGUCCUGCUCGGCCUCAUCCUGUACCUCGGCUCUUUUGCUCCAGGCAUGGGUCCCAUGCCCUGGACCGUGAACUCAGAGAUAUACCCUCUGUGGGCCCGCAGCACUGGCAACGCCGCCUCAGCCGGGGUCAACUGGAUUUGCAACGUCCUGGUGUCUCUGACCUUCCUUCACCUCGCUGAGUACCUCACUUAUUAUGGGGCGUUCUUCGUCUAUGCGGGCCUGUCGGCGCUGGGCCUGCUCUUCAUCCUGGGCUGCCUCCCAGAGACCCAGGGCCUCCAGCUAGAGGAGAUUGAGAGCCUGUUCUCCGGUCCACUUUGCUCCUGUGGAGCCUCUUCACACAACGGCAAUCGCAACAUCCAGUACAUCCGGGUAAAAGGCAGUAACUACCACUUGUCUGACAACGACGCUUCUGAUAUAGAGUAAACCAAGGAGAUCCUCGCUGCUUCCCCUCUACCUUUUGGAUUUCUGUCUUUUUGCUUGCGGACUGGGAAGACUACUGAUGUGGGGAGGAAGUAUCAUAGUGCCCUCUAGUGGUUGUGUCUGGUGAUAAGCAAAAAAUGCCUGGAGUUUGCCUCCCUCUGGUAGCUUUUGUCAAUCAUCUCUUUUUUCUUUGCCUUUGUUUUACACCUGCAAUUAGCCUGCUUUCAGAUCUUCAGUCGCACAUUCCCCUUUAUUUUAUGUCAUUCCCAUUGUGUCAUCAUGACAGGAAUCACAAAACAGAACAUCUCAGGAUCAAGGUGAAAGAUAUUCACUUGAACUGUUUGCUCCAAAAUGAGAGAUUCAUUAUUUGAAAACAAAAGACAGCUGCAUUUCAAAAUGUUGGAUGGCACUAAACUCACAGAUAAUGGUACUUUUUCCAAAGGUGGGAAGUGACUGAAUCCUUGGCUGGCACACUCACAACACUUGAACGAACUGAUCCUCUGUACUUAAAGGAUCUGCUCUGUGUAUUUUAUUGAUUUAAUUGUUUAUUGUCAACCUUUUUUAUGAGAGGGUCGCAACCAGCAGUGAUUUUCUCCCACUCACCACCAUGUGUGUUGUAGCCAUCAGCAGGAAUGGCAACAUUACAGCGGUAUGCUCAGAAACCUCGUACACCCAAGUUCGCUGGGUGAGAUUAAAACCAGUGGAGGAAAUAAUGUUGAAAAAUAUGUUGCUGUGGCUCAACACUAUCAAAGAAAACCAGUGUCCAUGUUAAAUAUCUCAGUGUUGCCAUUUUUCUAACUUUGGUUACAACGCAGGUGGAGGUGACUAAGAGGAAAUUCUUGCAGUCUUCUCAUCGACCAUGCUGACAAUAAAAACGGAUAAAUACAUUUCAAAAAAAUUCCAGCCUCAUCAUAAUUUUAAUGAUGAACUUUGGGGAAUGAUUUUUUUUUCACAAAAUGGGUGUAUAGCACUUUAGAAACAAGGUCUUCAUUUGUAUUCCAGAGAUGUCAGAAACCAUCUGUCCAGGUUGCUGAAUCAUCAUAACCGAGGCUUUCCUUUAAUUUCUGUGCAGUAUUAUUGCAAGAUAGUGCAAUGGACUGAUUGGUGGUCAGUAAUCAUGCAGCACAAAAACUAAAACAAAAUACCAGCAAGUGGGCAAUUGUCUGCUAGCCUUAAUGAUGUAUACUGUAUACACUAUAUGUAUAUAUCCUAUGUACACUGAUCAAGCUUCCAUGUUUCUAAAUUGAAAUGAUUUCAUAAAUAAGGGAUCCACAAUGUGGAGAAGAGACUAUUUCAGACACUACCUUUGAUUUCCUAAGAGUUUGCCUUAUAUGUAUCUCUCUCUGGAAUAUAUAGGGGUGUUUUGUAGACCUUUGUAUUCUGUGGUGGGCUGGGCUCUUUCAGAACACACUCCUGUUGAAAUGACUAACAGGAGUAUAAUCUUUUGCUGAUAGAAGAACACAAUCGAUGAGGGGUUGCUGCUAAUUGUGUGCACAAUGGGAGAGGUUCCAUUUUAAACCAAAACCAUGUCUUAUUUUCUUUUUCUUUCUUUCUUUUCUUUUUUUUUUAAUAUGCGAAAUUGUUAGACUCAGUUGUGUCUCCAAUGUCUUUUUUGUUUAUUUAUAUUUUUUCUAGAAGGGUUUGGAUUUCAGGCCAGCACAGGACGGAGCCGCUGGGUUAGACAGUGGCAUAGCCUAUAUAACUGUAAGUACAGUAUUAAGGCACUAAGUGUUACAGGAUUAAUCCGUUUUCUAUAAUGCCGCAUAAACUAAAUAUGCCUUUUAACGUUCAUUUUCAUCUCCUCAUUUCCACAGCUCAAAUAAUUACCAAGUAGCCCUGAAUUGUACAAAUGGCCUUUGUACACAACAUCUCAUCUUCAGUGGCACACAAUGAUAUGUGCUUUGCUUGCUUUCUUAUUAAAAUCCAACACUGCAGCCUCUUUAUUAUAAUAAACAGGAAAGUAAAAAAUGUAAGCUCCAUGCGGCCAGCAAGAGUCGCUGUUUAGUCGUGUCUUAUUUAAGAACCAAUAUUGUCUGUUUUCAGUGAUACCAAGUUCUUAUGCUCAUCUGGAAAAUGAAUUGAAUAAUUUUCAGAUGGUGAAAAUGUUGUGGAUCAAAGAAAAUCCUAUAGAGGUACGGGAACAAAAACCUUGCUAAUUUUGUAUGACUAUACAUUUUGUGUUGUUGUCCACAGUCAUUACAUGUUUUAAUAUUUGUUACUGGGAGAAUAACCCUUCAACUGUAGAUGAUAUGGCCUUAAUACAAUUAUACACCCCUAAAUAUGGGCAUAAAUCAUGUUGAUUGCCAGCCCAGGCAAGAAAUUAAGAUCUGGGAAAAAAGUAUGUCAUAUUAAAAUAGAACUAUCAACACUGGUGGUAGUUAAACGCCAGCGCUGCCAUUUUGUUCCAGGCUAAUUUUACUCUCAGGUGGACAGUUGUGAGCAUGUGUAGAGGAACAUUUGGAUAAUUCCCCAACACGUUCAGCUAAAAGAAAAAUCAUAUGAUUUUCAGUCGCGAUAGGCUACAGAUUUCUACUGCACUAACCUUGGGAUAAAUAAGAGGUGGGCUGUAUAUUUUGGUGAUAUAUUAUUCUUAUGAUGUGAAUGAAAUUAUAUGCUCUGUAUGUCUCCUUUUAUAUGUCCUGUUAAUUAAUAUGAUCAUCUGGAAAUAAAUACACUCU